This is a messenger RNA of Glycine soja, 1184 nucleotides long. RefSeq names its product EEF1A lysine methyltransferase 4-like. Lineage: Eukaryota; Viridiplantae; Streptophyta; Magnoliopsida; Fabales; Fabaceae. The transcript is spliced from 9 exons. The record is from RefSeq and is a predicted model, not a curated record. Gene Ontology annotation, molecular function: S-adenosylmethionine-dependent methyltransferase activity. Bases 176 to 898 code for a protein of 240 amino acids.
UGUUGCUUUCAUUUCUUGAUUUUCUUCUCUCAUAAUUUCCCUUUCGAGAUUCGUCGAAAAAAAAACAAACUCGUGACUGCAACAUCUUCCCUCAUAAGGCAGUCAUCAUUCAUUAGAUAAUAAGAAGAUUCGAUUCAAUUCAACAACAAAAGAGUGAGUGAGUGAGUGAAUAGUGAUGACAACGAGUACCCAAGCCUACGGUGAACCAUGGUACUGGGACAACCGCUACUCCAACGAACCUGGUCCCUUUGAUUGGUACCAAAAGUACCUCACUUUGGCUCCAAUCAUCAACCUUUAUGUUCCUCCUAGCCACCCUGUUCUCGUUGUUGGUUGUGGCAACUCAGCUUUCAGCGAAGGCAUGGUGGUUGAUGGCGGUUACACGGAUGUUGUCAACAUUGAUAUAUCUUCGGUUGUUAUUGAAGCUAUGAAAACCAAACACCAAGAUUGUCCCCAAUUGAAAUUUAUGAAAAUGGACGUCAGAGAUAUGAAUGAUUUUCAAUCAGGGUCUUUUGGUGCUGUUAUUGACAAAGGGACUCUUGACUCUAUCUUGUGUGGAAAUAAUUCAAGGCAGAAUGCUACCAAAAUGCUUGAGGAGAUUUGGAGGGUCCUCAAGGAUAAAGGAGUUUAUGUCCUGGUGACAUAUGGAGCUCCACUAUAUCGCCUGCGCUUGCUACAGGAAUCAUGCUCUUGGACAAUAAAACUUCAUGUGAUAGAGAAACUUGCCUCAGAAGAGAAAUCUGAUAAUCCAUUUUGGGAGCUGACAAAACCAGUUCCACUUAAUGAUGAUGGAAGCUCUGUGGAGGAAGCCCUAGGACAGAAUCCGGAUGUCCAUUAUAUAUAUAUUUGCACUAAGGAAAUUUCUGCUAACUCACACAAAUGCAUGACUGGGGCUGUUUAGAGAGGGAGGCAUGCAUUUUCACUCUCUACAAAUUUAUGUUACUGUAGUUGAUCCUGGAACUUUUAAUGUUAAUUCCUAAGUCAAAAACUUUUCUUUGCGACCAUACAAAUUAUGAUUUUCUCUGUGUGUGAUACUAAGACAGCAGCAUUUCUUUAAUUUCAAAUUUGAUUGAUUACAUUUCCAUGACUUUUCCGUUAACUGAACCAUUUGUAUGCAGUGUCAAAAUGUAUUUUUUCUUGUACCUUCCUCAUGAAUUUUCUAGAAACAACAGUUACCUUUUAUUUUA